GGUGGCGGCCAGUGUGCUGCUCUUCUCUCCAAACUUUCAGGUACCAAUAUGAAUCCUUCCUCCUUAGUCCCAUUGGUUUGUUCUCCAUAAUAAGAAUUGUUCUUUAACAAAAAUGGAUUAUUUAUCUUCUUAAGAUUUACAGUUACUCCCGUCCACUCCAUAACUGAAAUUUAGUUUCUCCUCUUCUUCUCCGGUAAUGGGUUCGCGGGGUUUUAUAGUUUUUUGAGAGCAGAGAAGUUUACCAUUUUUCGGUGUUUGUAAUAAUUUGGGUAAAGGAGUAAUCUUUUUGGGUUUUAUUUGCUUAUUGUGUAAAGAAUUCAUCCCGGGUUUAUUUUCCUUUGUCCCACAUUUGGGCUGUUUGGGUUUCAGGGUUCUUGUUUUUGGGACUUAAUUUAAAGUACUCAGUUUUGGUUUGCGGUGUUGGGGCUGGACAUUGGGGCUAGGGUUUGCAGAUUUGAGUUCCCAUUUUUGAGAUUAGACAAGAUUUAGUGUAUGGAUUCUGGAGGUUGUGCUAGCCGAUGUCGAGAUUCUUCGGAUAAAUUAACAGAAAAAUCUGAUGAUGUUUGCACUCUGGAGGUUAGUAAGGAGGUUCUGCUGCAGCCACCCACUCCUGAUACUGGCAGAGAGAUUGGGGACUUACCCUUUGAUUGUAACUCUCCAAUCACUGCAGUUGAGAAACUCUUGAAAGUUCCUUGCCUUGAUUCUCAUGCUAAGCAACACCUAUUUGCUUCUAUUGAUAAUGCCAGCCCCAAAACACCUAAGGAUGGUAUCUUUGAUCCAUUUGCUCCAGGCUCAGAUGAUAUGCUGCUGGCUCCUCUGUGUAAGAAACAUAGUGAUGUUAUGAAGACUACCAUUGCACGGCGCCUGAAAUUUGAUUAUCCAGUCAAAAAGUUAAAUUAUGGGAAUGAGACUCCUAGCAUGGAUGUGGAAUCUAUUUCUGAUGAAGAAAUGUUUGAAUCUGUGUAUGGAAUUGUCUUGGAAACUGUUUUUACAAACCAGGCUGAGGGUCUUCUUGCUGAAAUUGCGGAAGUAGAAGGGAAUUAUGAUUUUUGCAAGACGCCUUCAGCUCCUAUAUCAAAUGCAGUCGCUGAAACUUGCCCUGGUGCUCCCAUGAAAUCCUCAGGAAAAUCAAGGAACAUCGACUUAGGGUUGUGCAGAAAGCUGGAAUUCUAACAAUAACAGAAUUGAGUGGCCAUAUGCAGUAAAUAUGACAUUUUGCUGGUAACUGGUCUUGCUUAACCAAAGGCAUGCUAUUUUUGAAGUCUUAGCAUCCAUCAUCCAUGCCUUUGAGUUGUAACUUUUUGGCUCUUGAGAGAAGUUCAGUCAGACCGAAGCUUGUAGUUGCAUCAGUAAGUUGUAUAGUAAUGUCUAACAUUACUUGUUUUUGGACUUUUGCAAAUGAUCAUCUCUUGACAGUGGUAUUAUUACUAUGCUUAGACUGUGAACAAAAGACUGGUUUUGCUUAAGAGCUCAAUCUGUUGGGUGUGCUUGAUUGAUAUAAGUAUAAUGGUUGUCAAUGAUGGCACUAAGGUUGUGCAAGAAACAAUGAAAUGUUCUUUUUGAAGAAAGUUCACUUUUUUGGUACAACCAUAUAAAUAGGAGUUACUUCACUGGUUUAUUAACCAAACAUGUUUCUUGGCUUUUUAGUUCAUUACUUUUUAGGUCAAAUUGUUUUCCCCUAGAGUUUCAAGUAUAAAGAGAUGGUGCCUAU
This is a messenger RNA of Rubroshorea leprosula, 1711 nucleotides long. NCBI's taxonomy places the organism in Eukaryota, Viridiplantae, Streptophyta, Magnoliopsida, Malvales, Dipterocarpaceae. The record is from the annotation of a GenBank genome assembly.